AAGAGUUGGAGGACUAAGACUUCUAGAUAGAGUUCUACUCAUGGUUCUUGCUUUGUCAUGUUUCUCAGCUGAGGAUGGCCACGUCUUCCAGAAUAUAGUAGACUGUGAGUACAGCAGAGAGGACUUGUCAGACAUGGUCUACCUAGUGAAGUUGGUCUUCAACCAGAAACUUUUGUGCGACUAUGACUCUCGAAGGGGGAAGUAUGUGGGAUAUGAUGAAUUUGGGAUCAGAAAUGCUGAGAAAUUUAACAACCAGAGCUAUAAACUGGCUGCUCGCAAAGCUGAGCUGGAGACAGUGUGCAAAGCCAAUGCAAGAUACUAUGUCAAUACCACAACUAGAGAGGUGCCACCUGUGGUUACAGUGAGCUUCAAUGAGAAGUCUUACUAUGGUCAGCUGACCGUGUUGGAAUGCCAUAUGUAUGAUUUCUACCCAAAAGACAUUGCUGUCACCUGGCUGAAGGAUGAGACAGUGGUCAAUGAGGGCAUAUUCCAGUCUGAGACAAUGGCCAAUGGCGACUGGACAUACCAGUUCCAUUCAUACUUGGAGCUUGUACUUCAACAGGGGGAGAAAGUGAGCUGUCAAGUGGAACAUAGUAGUUUCAAGAAGCCCCUGGUUGUUUUAUUGGACUCCUCGUCUCUUGAUAACAGAAUCUAUAAGUUAGCAGUGGGUAUCACUUCUUUGAUUCUUGGUCUUAUUGUGACAGUUGCUGGUGCUUUUUACUAUCGCUGGAGAACGCACAGAGGUUUUCCAGGUUGUGCUGUGGUUCCUUUGCACUGACACUGCCUCCAUGUUGGACAUUUAUGUUGGGGCAGAGCACCUUGCCUUCUACGUCUUUUUGGUCUGGUGUAUGUCAUUAGGUUAAUUCCAGUGCUGCUUUAUGAUUUCACGCUGUCAUACGGCUUAACAUCUGUCAGGUGCUAAUUACUUUUAGAAACUGCACUGCUUGUCAAAAUGAAUGUGACCUUGGCUACAAGAUGAUGAUGUAAAAGACAAACUGUUCACUGCAGCUGUUGAAGUGCUUCAUACAAAAUUUAAUAGAGCUAUUAAUUAGAAAUCAACCGUAACUUGUCAAUGGUGUGACAUGUACUAAACAAUCUCCUCCUUUCUUAUAAUUAUAUGUCUAUGAAUGAAUUUGGGCACUGGAGAGGAUACACUUUUUAAUGCAGAGCUUGCUUUAUAUUUGAUAGAUGUUCAGACAGGUUAUAUUUGUUGCCUUCUCAUACUCAAUUCAUUUAGUGUUCAAUAAACAGCGUCUAUAUCC
Molecule: messenger RNA, 1262 nt
Organism: Pygocentrus nattereri (red-bellied piranha)
Lineage: Eukaryota; Metazoa; Chordata; Actinopteri; Characiformes; Serrasalmidae
Product: SLA class II histocompatibility antigen, DQ haplotype D beta chain-like
Exons: 5
Coding region: 41-778 (245 amino acids)
Biological process (GO): peptide antigen assembly with MHC class II protein complex; positive regulation of T cell activation; antigen processing and presentation of exogenous peptide antigen via MHC class II
Cellular component (GO): MHC class II protein complex; membrane
Molecular function (GO): MHC class II protein complex binding
Source: RefSeq, a predicted model, not a curated record